AUGCGCAUCUCAGUGGAAUUGGUUCCCCACACGGCUGGGGAGGACCAGGAACGCUUCGUGCGCUGCCAGCUCCUCCUGGAUGUGCCGCAGAGCUACCCGCAGAGACCUGUACGGCCAGCGUUGGGUACUUCACGAGGCCUUACGGAGUCGAGAAGCAGGGAUUUCAUCUCCAAGCUGAGUGCUGAAGCUGUUUUGCUGCUCGGGCAGCCUGCGCUGUAUGCGCUUCUUCAGGCACGAGGAUGGUUUGUGCCGGUUGUUGCAGACUACGGUUCCCUGGGCCGUGGACCUAUUGACAGUAUGACCAUCCAGGCAGCGCAGGACAUGCUGACGGUUUUAAACUCACCCAGCGGUGACUGCGCCAUUUGCCUCCUGGAGCUUGAUGCGGAUGAUGCCGAGGCAGACCCGGUGGUGCGAACUCCGUGCUACCACGCAUUCCAUCGUGGGUGCUUGGCAAGCUACUGGUGGACAGAAUGGGACAAGCAGCUACGGCCUUUGAGCUUGCGGUCCCAGUACAACUGCCACGUUUCCACUGCACAGGUUUCCUGCCCUGAGUGCCGCACACGGCUGCCUUGGCCAGAGCUUGGUGCCCUGCAUUCGUUCUUGGAGGGCCGUGACGCUGAGCGGAAAGAGGCCCUUGCCCUGGUCCACCAGGAGCGAGAGCAGGAGAAGCAGGAGGAACCUGAGCAGCUCGAGGUUCUGCUUCCGCGCGAGGCGGAGAUGCCAAGGCUGCAGGUGCCAACCGCCGAAAAAUCAGAAGCGCUUCUGUUCGAGGUCGUGCACCCAAAGGGCACCUGCUUUCGAAGCCGACCGCGCUGGUCUGCGAAAGUUGCAAACGGCCAGGUAGCGAGAGGAGUCCAUGGAGUUGUGGCAGAGCUGGUUGAGGGUGACACGACCUAUCUCCGGCCGGAAGGUUCAAAGCACUUUCUUCCAGUCAAAGGCCUUUCUGCGAAUGUCAAGUUAAUACACCUGGAGCCUCAAUCCAAGGCCAGGGUCAUAUCUUAG
This is a messenger RNA of Symbiodinium pilosum, 1002 nucleotides long. Lineage: Eukaryota; Dinophyceae; Suessiales; Symbiodiniaceae. The record is from the annotation of a GenBank genome assembly.